This is a messenger RNA of Anopheles darlingi, 2076 nucleotides long. Its product is annotated as carboxylesterase 5A. The transcript is spliced from 3 exons. The record is from RefSeq and is a predicted model, not a curated record. Gene Ontology annotation, cellular component: cell surface; postsynaptic membrane; synapse. Lineage: Eukaryota; Metazoa; Arthropoda; Insecta; Diptera; Culicidae. Gene Ontology annotation, biological process: chemical synaptic transmission; postsynaptic membrane assembly; presynaptic membrane assembly. Gene Ontology annotation, molecular function: neurexin family protein binding; signaling receptor activity. The coding region runs from base 58 to 1941 and encodes 627 amino acids.
CCGACGGAUAGAACGUCUAUCCAAAGCAUCAUCCAAGUCCGUGUAUCCGUACAUACCAUGUACGUAAGUUCAUCGUUAGCGUGGCUACUGUGCGUGGCCACCGCCAUUGGCCCCGGUGAAGCGAUCGUCGGUGGCAUCCGUUCCGCCGUUCCACCGCUCGACGAUCCGGUCGUGUUUGUGCGCGUCGGUGGUCGAGCAGCACGCGUCGAAGGCACACGGAACCGUGCCACCGGUCUUUACUCCUUCCGGGGCAUCUACUACGCCGAUCCACCAACCGGUGAGUACCGGUUCACGCGAUCCCGUUUCCGGCAUCUGAGUGGCGAUGUAAAUGCGACACGCAACGGACCACCCUGUCCUCAGCCGGAUCCAACCAAUCCGUACCGUGUCGUCGGUAACGAGGAUUGUCUGCUGCUCAACAUCUUCACACCCCAGAUGCCGGACGAGACGACGGGUUUGCCGGUGGUUGUGUGGAUCCAUGGUGGUGGUUAUCGUUACGGGUCCGCCUCCCAGUACGGUGCCGAACCGCUCACCUCGAACGGAGUGAUCUUUGUACCGAUCCAGUACCGGCUCGGUUCGUUCGGUAUGAUCGGCGAUGGAAGCCGGGACUUUUCCGGCAAUCUGGCCCUGCUCGAUAUGGCAACGGCCGUCCGCUGGGUGAAGGAUUAUAUCGGUUGGUUCGGAGGAGAUCCGGCACAGAUUAAACUCGUCGGUCAUGGUUCAGGUGCGACCGCGGCCAUGGUUCUGGCGUCUUCCACGAUGGCACGCAGUUCAGUGACCGGAGUGGUCGCCAUGUCCGGUUCGUCACUGCAACCGAACGCUUACGAAGUGGAACCGGUCAUGGCGUAUAAGGAGGCCACCGGGAAGCACCGUUGCAUGGCCGGCAAUGAGACGGAGGUGGUCAAGUGUCUCCGGAUGCACACGACCAACGAGAUCGUGUUGAUGGAUAAUGAGCUGCAGACGGAUCGGUUCCACGGUGAGAAGCUCAUCAAUGGGAUGACACCGAACGCGGGCGUAAAUCCGAUCGUUGAGGAGAAGGAUGAUGGCCGCGGAUUGCCCGGAUUAUUAACCGAUAAACCGGAAACGAUCCUGAGCGAGGGGGACAUUCCGAAAAUUCCGCUGCUGAUCGGUGUGGCCAAGGAUGAGACGGCGAAUGCGAUCGAUGUGAAGGAAGUCCAAUCGGUGUUCAAGGGUGCCACGAACUUCCUGCGCAAAACGAGCUCACUGGUCGGACUGGACGCUUUCCUGAACGUGGAGAAGCAACUGUCGGGCCUGGAUACGGUCGGUGGCGUGCUGAAGUUGGACAAAUACCUCGAAGUACCGAAUGGUCUCGACCCAACGGUGGUUCUGGGUAAACUCAUCGAAGCAACGACCGAUGCCAUAUUCAAUCUUCCGGCCGUUGUGUCCGCCCAAGCGUGGAGUAAAGCUUCGCAAGCUUUCAUGUACAGCUUCGAUUAUCGAUCCGAGAGUACGCGUGGUAAGGACUUCCUCGCCGGACUACCGAUCGUCAACAAGAGUGGCACAAACGGGGCACCUCCCGAAGCGGUAGCACAUGGGGACGAGCUGGGUUUGCUGUUCGAUACGCAGGAUCUGUUCGGCAAUCCGGUACCGACGGCUAAGAUCACCUCACCCAAGGAUCAGAACGCUCGGAAGUCUUUCGCUUCGUUUAUCGCAAAGUUCGCUUACCUCAACACGAGCAGCAUGCAUCAGGAUAACGUGUUCAAGACAUUCUCCAGCAAGGGUACACCGUUCGUGAAGAUCGGCGAGAAGAUCACCGUGGACAAUGAUUUCCGCUUCUGUCAACUAUCGCUCUGGGGAGCACAGCUCGAGUCCCUCAAGUCCAUCUCGUGCUCCUUCCUUGGCCAAGGGUUAGGAUCGGUUAGCAAAGUGGUCGGCAAUGUGCUGCCACCGAAUCCGGUGUCCGGAUUUCUGUUCGGUGGCUAGUUCGUGGACUCCCGACAGCUCUACUACAUUCCGAUUGACUGUUUGGCGCGAUCACGUCGUAAAGUCUGUACUUUAUGCCGAGCUGGCACAUAAACUUCGCGAACUGCGUGGUUCUAAUAAAGGUUCUUUCCACAC